Clupea harengus (Atlantic herring) is the source of this 8078-nucleotide messenger RNA. It is a transcript of the gene bcr, whose product is annotated as BCR activator of RhoGEF and GTPase. Gene Ontology annotation, biological process: intracellular signal transduction; positive regulation of GTPase activity; protein phosphorylation. Gene Ontology annotation, molecular function: guanyl-nucleotide exchange factor activity; GTPase activator activity; protein serine/threonine kinase activity. The record is from RefSeq and is a predicted model, not a curated record. Gene Ontology annotation, cellular component: membrane. NCBI's taxonomy places the organism in Eukaryota, Metazoa, Chordata, Actinopteri, Clupeiformes, Clupeidae.
CAAAUGUGAAAUCCGAGCAAAGAAGUAUAAUACAAACAUAACCAUAUUUUCCAGUGACACAACUGUGUUCUAUUCCAUCCUUUGAAACCCAUCAUUGCUACAAAAUAACUAGUGUGGCGUGUUUCUUUAAAUGGCACGAACGACCAGGCGAGCGUCAAUCAUUGUCGGUCUAGUCCCUCCCUUUCCUGCAGCAGCUUUCUCAGCGACCCCUAGACAGACAGAACGCACAACAGAAGCAGAGAGUGAGCGGAGAUGUGACCACAAUGUGCUCUGAUAAUUAACACUGAAAAUGGGAUAAAGGAGCGAAAGCGACAGCAAAUCCUAUUCGUCUCUGAGCGCAAAUUAAAGGCAUAGUCAUUUUGCCUGGAAAGUUUUUUUUUUUUUUACUUUUUUCUACCCCAUAGGUAAUUUCCAUUCUGUCUAGUGCUGGCAAGCUACAAAAGAGGAGGCUGGAGCAGCCGGGCAAAUGAUGGAAACGGGAUGUCGCGCUACGAAUGGACACGGGACAGCACUGGAGUAUGAAUCGAAUGCUAAAACGGAAUGAAGGAAUAUUCAAUCGCUGUCGAAACGCGUCGGUUUCUACGCGUCCUUUCGUGAACACACACAGGAGUUGCUUUUUAUAAGACCACUCUCGGCCCGGAGGACAGAUGCUGUCAUUGUGUUGGGGUCCGAUAUUUUUUCACCGUAAAUGCUGCAAGUGGUGUUGUUGGAAUGAUGCGAGCAACAUUAAGAAUGUGCACGGGUUUAUUGCCAUCAUUUCCCAAUAGGUUCGUUGAGGGUCAAGAGAAAGCUCUUGCGAGUGUUGACAAAAUAAAACGUUGUGGUGACAAAAUCAGAAAGGAGUCAUCAAGACACCUGAGGACAAUCUCAGAAAAUUCUUGAGGGAAGGUGGCUUUGAUAUGCUAUUGUCUUAUACUGCAAAUGGGCACAUUGCUGGUUUGUAGUCCUCAUUUAGUUACAAACAAAUCAACGUGACAGGACUGGAAGAAGAGUAAGAGUGUGUAUUUAUUCCUUGGAUCUGUGGCAAAAAUCUGUGUAGUUCCUGUCAGCAAUGGUGGAGCCAGUGGGUUUCAUUGAAGCUUGGAAAGCACAGUUCCCUGAGUCUGAACCUCCCAAAAUGGAGCUGAGGUCCGUGGGAGGCAUUGAGCAGGAACUGGAGAAGUGCAAAGCCUCCAUCAGGCGCCUGGAGAUGGAGGUAAACAAAGAGCGUUUCCGCAUGAUCUACCUGCAAACGCUGCUGGCCAAAGAGCGCAAGAGCUACGACCGCCAGCGCUGGGGCUUCAGGAAGGCCUCUCUGAUGGCCGAGAUGGGCGAGCAGCAGGCCGUCGUGUGCGCUGGAGACCCCCAACAGCCUCCGCAGCUCCACGCGCAGGAGCAAGGCGAGCGCAGCCGCUUCCAGCCGGUGGGAGAGACCCGCUCCAAACCCAGGCCUCCGCCUGCCAGGAAGUCUGCCUCCCACGGCGACGGUCUGGAGCUCCAGUCGGCAUUCGAGCUGGUUCAGCCGGGAGCGGGAGGCGGCAGCGAGACAGACGGCCUCUCGCCUUCCAAACAACGGGGUGGAGUCUCUCCGCGCAGGCCGCACCCCCCACCAGAGAAGGACCUGCCCUCUGACCCCUCUUCCAAGGACAAGCAGGGCAUGGGGCUGGGCGUAGCUGCUCUUCGCUCCAACUUCGAGCGGAUCAAGCGAGCCAACUCGCACUCCUCGGCAGACAGCAAAGCCAGCCAGGAGAAGCAGCCAUUCUACGCCAAUAUGGAGUUCCACCAGGAGAGGGGAUUGGUGCGGAUCAAUGACCGGGAGGUCUCCGAGAAGAUCGGCAGCCUGGGCACUCAGGCCAUGCAGAUGGAGCGGAAGCGGUCCCUACACUCACUGCCUGGGAACCUGGCCACAGUAGCUGGAGAUCUGCGUCCCAAGCCUGUCUACAGGGGGCGCUCUACUGAAAGCACCUGUGGCUAUGAUGCCGAGUAUGAGGACGGAGAGCCCAGUCCCAGAUAUCGAGCCAAUGGAGGCAAACCGCAACAACCACAGCCACCACCGUGGCAGCCGUCUGAGUUCCAACCUUACACCAGCGUGUACGUGGGUGGGAUGGUGGCUGGCGAGGGAGUAGUCAUGAGGGAACACGGAGGAGUUGGAGAUGACCACCAACUGACCUGGCCCCGCCGGUCCUAUUCACCGGGGAGCUUCGAGGAUGCAGGGGGCGGAGGCGGGGGCUACACGCCGGACUGCAGCUCCAACGAGAACCUGACGUCCAGCGAGGAGGACUUCUCCUCGGGACAGUCUAGUCACGUGUCACCCAGCCCCACUGCCGCGUACCGACGACCCUUCCGUGACAAAAGCCGCUCGCCCUCACAGAACUCCCAGAAUUCCCAGCAGUCCUUCGACAGCAGCAGCCCGCCCACCCCCCAGUCCCAAAAACGCCACCGCCAACAGCAGGGCCACGUGGUCGUCUCCGAGGCCACUAUCGUCGGCGUCCGCAAAACUGGACAGAUCUGGCCACCUCACGAAGGAGACUCCACCCCAUCAAAAAGGGCCUCCCAUGACAACAGUUUCCAUGGAGACAUGGAAGGCCAGUUCACGGGGACUCCGCCGACCUACGGCUACGACGCGGACCGCGCGGAGGAGCAGCGGCGGCACCAUGAAAUGAUGCCGUACAUCGACGACUCGCCCUCGUCCUCUCCGCACCUGAGCUCCAAGAGCCGCAGCAGUCGAGACACGCUCUCCUCGGGAUCGCUCGAGUCCGCCAAGUCUACGGAGCUGGACCUUGAGAAGGGGCUGGAGAUGAGGAAGUGGGUCCUCUCCGGAAUCCUGGCCAGUGAAGAGGCGUACCUGAGCCACCUGGAGGCGCUGUUGCUGCCUAUGAAGCCACUGAAGGCAGCUGCCACCACCUCCCAGCCUGUCCUCACCAUCCCUCAGAUCGAGACCAUCUUCUUCAAAGUGCCUGAGCUCUACGAGAUCCACAAGGAGUUCUACGAUGGCCUUCUACCCAGAGUGCAACAGUGGAGCCACUGCCAGCGUGUGGGCGACCUCUUCCAGAAGCAAGCCAGCCAGCUCGGCGUUUACAGGGCCUUCAUUGAUAACUACGAGGUUGCUGUGGAGACGGCCGAGAAGUGUUGUCAGGCCAACACGCAGUUUGCAGAGAUCUCUGAGAACUUGAAGGUUAGGGGUUCCAAGGAGUGCAAAGACCAGGCCUCAAAGUACUCUCUGGAAACUCUUCUGUACAAACCAGUGGACCGAGUUACCAGGAGCACUUUGGUGUUGCAUGACCUUUUGAAACACACUCCGUCUAGCCACCCAGACCACCCUCUGCUACAGGAUGCUCUCCGAAUCUCUCAGAACUUCCUGUCCAGCAUCAAUGAGAAAACCACCCCCCGACGCCAGUCCAUGACCGUGAAGAAGGGAGAGAACCGGCAGCUGCUGAAGGACAGCUUCAUGGUGGAGCUGGUGGAGGGACAGCGGAAACUCCGUCACGUCUUCCUCUUCACCGACCUGCUGCUCUGCGCCAAGCUGAAAAAGCAGAUCGGAGGGAAGAGUCAGCAGUAUGACUCCAAGUGGUACAUUCCCCUGUCAGACCUGACCUUCCAGGCGUCGGAUGAGUCCGAGCCGUUGUCCAUCCCCCAGGUGGCGGACGAGGAGCUGGAGGCCAUGAAGAUGAAGAUCUCCUCACUGAAGAGCGAGAUCCAGAGGGAGAAGAGAGGGAACAAAAGCUCAAAGGUGAUGGAGCGCUUGCGGAAAAAGUUGUCUGAGCAGGAGUCUCUGCUGCUGCUUACCUCCCCCUACAUGUCCCUCCGGCUGCACAACAGGAGUGGCAAGGGCUACACGUUCCUGAUGUCUUCUGACUAUGAGCGGGUAGAGUGGAAAGAGAUGAUCCGGGAGCAGCAGAAGAAAUGCUUCAAGAGCAUCUCUCUGACUUCCAUGGAGCUGCAGAUGCUGACUAACUCUUGUGUGAAGCUGCAGACUGUCCACCACAUCCCUCUCACCAUUAACAAAGAAGAGGAUGAGUGCCCUGGCUUGAACGGAUUCCUGAAUGUAAUUGUCCACUCUGCCUCUGGCCUCAAACAGAGCUUAAAUCUCUACUGCACACUGGAGGUGGACUCGUUUGGGUACUUUGCGAAUAAGGCCAAGACGAGAGUGUACCGCUACACCACAGAGCCUAAAUGGAAUGAGGAGUUUGAGAUUGAGCUGGAGGGCUCCCAGACCCUGAGGCUGCUGUGCUACGAGAAGUGCUACAACAAGACCAAACUGAACAAGGAGGACGGAGAGAGCACUGACCGCAUCAUGGGCAAAGGCCAAAUCCCAUUGGACCCUCAGACCCUCCAGGGCAAAGACUGGCAGCGGACCGUCAUACCUAUGAAUGGGAUUGAAGUGAAGCUAUCCAUGAAGUUCACCAGCCGUGAGUUCAGCCUGAAGAGAAUGCCUUCAUGCAAGGAGAUGGGCGUGUUCGGAAUCAAGAUCUCCGCGGUGACCAAGCGUGAGCGGUCCAAGGUGCCCUACAUCGUGCGUCAGUGCUUGGAGGAGAUUGAGAGGCGGGGCAUGGAGGAGGUGGGCAUCUACCGCGUCUCCGGAGUGGCCACAGACAUCCAGGCCCUGAAAAACGCCUUCGACACAAAUAAUAAAGAUGUGUCGGUGAUGAUGAGUGAGAUGGAUGUCAAUGCCAUCGCUGGCACACUGAAGCUGUAUUUCCGGGAGCUUCCGGAGCCCCUCUUCACUGAUGAACUGUACCCCAACUUCGCUGGGGGCAUCACAGUGUCUGAUAGCGUUGCCAAGGAGAGCUGCAUGCUGAACCUGCUGCUGUCUCUGCCUGAGCCCAAUCUGGUCACCUUCCUCUUCCUGCUGGAUCAUCUGAAGAGGAUUGCGGAAAAGGAGUGCGUUAAUAAGAUGUCCCUGCAUAACCUGGCCACCGUCUUUGGCCCUACUCUGCUCCGGCCGUCCGAGAAGGACAGCAAGAUCCCCACCAACCCCACCCAGCCCAUCACCAUGGGAGACAGCUGGUCACUAGAGGUCAUGUCACAGGUCCAGGUUCUGCUCUACUUCCUUCAGCUUGAGACCAUACCCACCCCUGACAGCAAACGACAGAGCAUCCUCUUCUCCACAGAGGUGUAGAUCGAGUGCCACCACCCUCUCCGAACAGUACCGCAAGAUCAGGACACAAGACUGAAACAUUUGCUGUGGCCACUGGCGUAGUAACAAGAGGCAUAAACGUCUCAUCCUGCUUUUUUUAAGGUGACAGAAACUGUCAACUCCAACUGUAAGCUCUAGCUUUGGCCACUAGAUGGCGCUAAUGACCUGUACACAGACCAGAAGAGGGCAAUGCUAUCUCCCCCCACCACAACUCACACCCUUCAAAACUCAUACACACCGAUCUCAUCCCUGUGACAACACACCACCGCGUCCGUGUGUCUGUGUGACUCUUCACACCGCAUACUAACUUCAGAUUAUCAGUCUACAACCUCCGUGCUCCAGGCUCCCAGGCUGUUUCUGUCAGUUCGUGUCCGCUGUACAGGAUGCUAACGCCUCCGCCGUGUGUCUUGCGUAGUCUACUCUCACAGGCCACGCCGAACAGCUCGUUGUGGUGGCUAGUUUGUUGCGUUUUAGUCCUGUGUCCCUUAAAUGGCUUUCUUUUCUUUUCUGGUGUCCUUGUGAUAUUUCUUAACUUACUGUAAAGAUAAUUGGCAAAAAAAAGCACUGCUCCUUUGUCUCCAGCAUUCUAGUCCUACUGUAGGCUACAGUGAAAAGUCACAAUUACUGUGGAUUAUAUUUUGCCAAAGGGGGAAAUCCGAGAGUUUUUUCCGUUGAUUUUUCCGAGGGUUUAUACUAAUGAACAAUUCAAGCGCUGAAGAGAUUAUGAUUGCAUUGAGUAACUAUGACAUCCCAUUAAUUUCACCAAUUAACACCGAUUUGUAGGACCUGUCAGAUUGUUUAUCUUAUUUUUGGAAAAUCAUCUUCAACAUGAAAGGAGAGUCCCCCGCCAUGAAAAACGACACAAUUUUGCCAUUGAAGUAAUGCAGUACGUACUCUGCCAGUUGCUUUUUAUUUGACACAGCAAGGAAUUUACACCACCACGAAGAGCUGCCAUGCACGUAGGACCUCAAGAGGACAACAAGGGAGAGAUGAGGACUUGGAGCGAUUGCCUGAGUCAUCUGAUGCAGUUUGUUUGUUGAGCUCAACCCUGGAAAUUACACACCAUUGUGACGGAGACCGUUUGCAUAAACUGUGCAGAUCAGUCACAAAUCCAGAGGGGAAAGAGGAGAUAUAUAUAUGUGUGUGUGUGCGUGUGUGUGUGUGUGUGUGUGUGCGCGCGCUUGUGUGCGUUCGUGUGCAUGUUUGGGUAUGUGUAGUAGGGGUGCUGGACUCAGUAAAAGAAGAUAAGGAAGAACAUUAUACUCUCUCUUUGCUGAGUGGCUUCAUAGUAUGGGUCACAUUUUCAGUUUUGUCAGUAAAUCAUUGCAUUGUCUUUUGAUCAUUUAGUUUAUGGUCUCACAGGACACAACAUCCCCAGGGAUUAAUGACUGAACAUACAGGAUUUGUUCCACUUUGUGUUUGGAGGCUUCUUUAUCAAUGUUCAACACCAUUGUUGAAUUGUUGUGAUGGUCCUGCCAAAAUGUUUUGUAUUUUACUUUUAGAAAGGAAAAAAAAACUUCCGAAUUGUGUCUGUACAUAAACAUAAAAGCUUUACAUUUGUUUGUUUGAUUUUUUUUCCUUUUUUUUUUUUAAUUGUGUAAUCUCAUUGAUAAUUUAUUUGGGAUUGAUUUGGGAUUGUAAUGAAGGAAGUGAUGAACUAUAGGCCUAACUCUUCUGAAGGAACCAACUAAGUUAUCAGAUAAAAGCCCACAGGACCAAUCUCUGUACUGUUUUUUUAUGUUCAUCUCAGAUAGCCACCUUUUCACUUCCAUGCUUAGGCCAGACCGUGAAGUUUCAACUGGUUGGAGCAAAAUGCUCUUUCUCCUCCCCUUUGGAAGGAUUGUAUUAAGGGGCAACCCCCUCGGCCUUCCCCUAAGCGGCCUAUUCUGUUCAGAGUAUUGUGUACUCUUGGCAGUCACUAGCACCACAACCUCGCAUUUUGACAGAAGCGAAACUGUGCACUUACUACAGGCAAGGUGGAGGAGGACCAGCAAGUCCCUACUAUUCCUAUUCUUGGCACUUGUGUGUGUCUGCACAGUAGAUGUUCCUCUGUCCAGGGACGGAGGGAAUGCAGAGGCCUGGUUGUGUAAAACUUGUAUGUCUUGCUCUGUGUUAAUUCAAUAAUAUACAGCAGUGCCUCUGUCAUUGUGUAAGACGUUUUACGUGUUUAAGUAAUGCUGUAUAUUAGACAAUACUCUUUUUGUCAAUGAUAUGAGGUGUCCUUUUUAGACAGAGAGAGAGAGAAAAAAUUUGGAGAAGAAAACUGGAUGCUUUAUUGAAGGAGUUUUUUUUUUUUUCUGGAGGAGAAUAGUAUACAAUCUUUAGCCCCAUCAACUUCUAGCAGUUUCCUUUAUGCUGUGCCAAUACAGUGUCACACUGCUUGCUUCUCUGUAUCCUUACAAAUAAACUCAGUUAUAAGUUAAUGCUCCCUCACAUGUCCUACACUGUUUGUAAGAUUGGAUUGGACACGUUACUGUGUCGGGACUCCUGAUUGGACAGGUUUGUGAGGAGAUACUGUGAUUGGUUACUGGACAUCUGAAGGAACUGCUUGGAAUAGUGUGGUAAUAAAGAAUCAAGAGAGGCUUAAGUGAUUUGGUUUAACAUGCAGGCAUGUUUAUUAAAGAAGCUUUUUUUUCUCUUCUGAUCUGUGUUUUCUUAAACGUGUUGUCCUUCUGUAUGAUGUUCUAAUGACACCGAAUAAACCUACUGUAUACUCGCUACUGUAGGGUGAUUUACAAACAAACCUGGAAACAUUUGAGUAACAUCUGCAACAAAGAGAUUGAAAAGGAAAGAAAUAAUCCUUUUUUUGGUAUGCAUAUUGUUCUGACCGCUGUUAAAAUGAAAGAAAUACUGAAAAAUAUCUUCAUGCUUCAUAUCAUAAAUAAAAUGUCACUUUUUGUUUAGCAGUGAAACCAACUGUAUACUGUUGGAGUGCAUUCCAAAAUAUACAUUUUGAAGGAAA